Oncorhynchus keta (chum salmon) is the source of this 2118-nucleotide messenger RNA. RefSeq lists its product as uncharacterized. Gene Ontology annotation, biological process: transmembrane transport. The coding region runs from base 169 to 1536 and encodes 455 amino acids. Gene Ontology annotation, cellular component: membrane. The transcript has 7 exons. The record is from RefSeq and is a predicted model, not a curated record. Gene Ontology annotation, molecular function: transmembrane transporter activity. Lineage: Eukaryota; Metazoa; Chordata; Actinopteri; Salmoniformes; Salmonidae.
GGUAAUGAUGCGUUAUACUGACAAACAUGUGACUCCUCUGUAAGACUUCGAUAACUUAUUAUACCUCCUAUAGGCUAAUUGUAGCAAUAGUUACCUUGUCUUUUGCAUUUCUGUUAUGCCAGUCGUGUUUGCACUUGUCUGCUAUUGCAAGAGCGACUCAACAACGAUAUGUCAACAUGGGGACAACGGGUCCGAACAUUCGUGACCGUGGAGCCGGUCAUUUUUUUCUACAUGACCAGCACGUUCAUCGUGACGCCUGCGUAUCAACAGCUGGUCAUCGCAAAGGUGUGCUAUGAGCUGUUUCAAGACUCUUACAUCUGCAGCAGCCCGGCGCACCUCAAGGAUGAGGAGGAGCUCAUUGAGGGUCGUUCCUCCUACAUCCUCCUGAUCUACACAUGUGUGACCAGCCUACUGUCCAUCCUUCCAGCCAUGCUGCUAGGCUCCUGGUCUGACCGCUCCAGCCGCAAGGCUGUCAUGCUGCUGCCUUGCCUUAUGUCUCUGGUCAGUGGUGGUGUGCUCAUAGCAAUGUCUCUACUGGAGGACAUUAGUGUGUACUGGUCGCUAAUCGCCGCAGGGGUAACGGGCCUCUCUGGAGGAUACGUCUCAGUAUUCCUUAGCUCGUUUAGUUACUUAGCAGAUGUCACAGCCGGGUUGGGGAGUAACCGUACUCUGCGUAUGGCGGCGGCAGAGUCGAUGAUCUACGUAGGAGGGAUGGUGGGGUUCUUGUUAGUUGGUUUCUUGAUACAGGAGUUUGGGCUGAUGUCUGCAUUUGUGGCAUACUGCUCCUGCCAUGUUCUCUCAGUGCUCUAUAUUCUGGUUUGGUUACGGGAUCCUGAACGCUCAGUCCCACCUGGUGACACUGACACUGAACCAUCAUCCAACCUGUUGUGCCUGUCUGAUGUCAAGAGGUCCUUCAAAGCCAUGUUCAGGAGGAGGCCAGGACAGCAGAGGCAGAAACUCCACCUUCUUAUAGUCUGCACAUUCAUCAACAACCUGGUAGCUGUCGGAGAGCAGGCUAUCUCCCUGCUCUAUUUGAAGUACGAGCCAAGGGAGUUCACAACUGAACUGUAUGGCGUGUUCAAAUCAGCCCAGAUGCUGCUGUUAGGGUUUACCCUGCUGGGGAUCUUCCCUCUGCUUAUGAGAGUGGUAGGAGAGAUGACUCUGGCCAAAGUGAGUGUUCUCUUCAGGACAGCAGGCUUAGUUCUAAUGGCCUUCUCCACAAACACAUGGAUGGUGUUUCUAGUGGCUGUGGUGUCUGCCCCUGCUGGCAUCACUCAGGCUGUCAUCCGCUCUCUGUCCUCCACCAUCGUAGAGCCAGACGAACAAGGUGCGAUGUUCUCCUUCUCUGCGUCUGUGGAGACCACAUGUAUUAUGUUUGCAGCGGUGAUGUUUAAUGGACUGUUCCCUCUGACCCUGCCCACCUUCCCUGGCAUGCCCUUCAUCGUCAUGGCAGGCUUCACACUCAUCAUCUUCAUCUUAAUGCAGUGGAUCAGUGAGAUGCCAGCCACACAACCUCGCCUGGUCAUACAGGACUAAAUCCAGUCCUAUAGUACACCUAGGAUGUGUCUCAAAUGGCAUCCUACUCCCUAUACAGUGCAUAAUAUACGGUAGAUCAGGGCUAUUCAACUCUUACCCUACCAGGUACGGAGUUUUCUGUUGUACCUGAUAAUUAAUUGCACCCACCUGGUGUCCCAGGUCUAAAUCAGUCCCUAAUUAGAUGGGAACAAUGAAAAAAUGCAGUGUAAUUGGCUUCGAUGUCCAGAGUUGAGUUUGAGGGCAGUAGAUGGUACAUUAUACAGGAAAUCAUAUAGAUUUUUUAUUUUUAUAUAUAUAUUUAUUUAUUUUCCGAUAAAUUAACUGUGAAAAUGGGACAACCCCGUUGCAUUUGAGUAACCCAUAAUGCAUGUUUUUAAGUUAUUCUCAUCACACAUGUUCUGAUUCUGCUGUGCUCUGCAGGAAACGGGUAAAGGUAAAUGAAUAAUAUCGCCUCUUCUAUCCAUUUCUGUUAUUUCAAUCAACACAUAUGUUUCUUCACACCUGUAAAAUGAUUGCAGCAGAAUUGCUUUUAUGAAUAAAAUUGCAUUAUCAUAAUAAAAGCCUAUGCCGCUUGAGAGAAAG